AUGUCAUCUGUCAAAGUAGCUGUCCGGGUGCGUCCUUUUAACAACCGCGAAAUUAAUAAUAAUGCUAAAAUAAUUAUUGCAAUGGCUGGAAGUACUACAACAAUAAUUGGUGGAAGCGGUCCGGAACGAACUCAUAGUUUUAACUUUGAUUAUUCCUACUGGUCAUUCAAUAAAGAUGACAGUAAUUUUGCAAGUCAGCAACAGGUUUACCAGGAUUUGGGCGUUGAAAUGCUGGACCAUGCAUUCGAGGGAUACAACGUCUGCAUAUUUGCAUAUGGACAAACGGGUAGUGGUAAGAGUUACACAAUGAUGGGUAAACCGAAUGACGAGGCUGAAAUGGGUAUUAUUCCUCGACUGUGUAAUCAUUUAUUUCAAAAAAUUCAUAGCAAUUCGGAUCUGAACUUGAAAUAUUCGGUUGAGGUAUCAUAUAUGGAGAUCUACUGUGAAAGAGUUCGAGAUUUAUUGAAUCCAUCAAAUGGAGGAAAUCUUCGUGUGCGAGAACAUCCUCUCCUUGGACCUUAUGUUGACGAUCUUACGAAAUUAGCAGUAUGCUCCUAUCAAGAUAUUUGUGAUUUAAUGGAUGAAGGAAACAAAGCCAGAACUGUAGCUGCAACAAAUAUGAAUUCGACGUCGAGUCGUUCACAUGCUGUCUUCACAAUUGUUCUGACCCAGAAGAAGCAUGAUCCGGACGCAGAUCUGGAUUGCGAAAAGGUCAGCAAGAUUUCAUUAGUUGACUUGGCUGGAAGUGAAAGAGCCACGUCAACUGGUGCUGAGGGGCAGCGUUUAAAAGAGGGUGCCAAUAUCAACAAAAGUUUAACGACCCUUGGGCUUGUCAUCUCGAAAUUGGCUGAAGAAGCAAAUAAAAAGAAAUGUAGGGCUAAAUCAGUGAUACCAUACCGCGAUUCGGUACUCACUUGGCUUUUGCGAGAGAAUCUCGGGGGAAAUUCGAAAACUGCGAUGAUUGCUGCAUUGUCACCUGCCGAUAUUAACUUCGACGAAACGCUGAGUACACUGAGGUAUGCGGAUCGGGCCAAGCAAAUUGUAUGCCAAGCAAAAGUGAAUGAGGAUCCGAAUGCGAAACUGAUUCGGGAAUUGAAGGAGGAGGUAUUGAAACUUCGCAGUUUGCUUGAAUUAAAAGGUAUCGAUAGUGAUGAUCCACAGAAUGAAAAAGCAAUCUAUUCCGCCAGAGAUCAUGACACUAUUGAACAACUGAAAGCAUCCGAAAAACUUAUCGCUGAACUUAAUGAAACCUGGGAGGAAAAGCUACGCAAAACUGAUGAAAUUCGCAAACAGCGUGAAGAUGAACUACGUGAAAUGGGUUUAGCUACCGGAGCAGAUGGUACCACUCUCGGAGUUUUCUCACCAAAAAAGUUCCCUCAUUUGGUAAAUUUGAAUGAAGAUCCAUUGAUGUCAGAAUGUUUACUCUAUUAUUUGAAAGAAGGAAUAACAAGAGUUGGACGGCCGGAAGCAUCCCGUCGUCCGGAUAUUCUUCUUAGCGGUCAGCUUAUUCUCGACGAGCACUGUCGUUUCUUGAACGAAGAUGGAGUAGUACACUUGAUUCCAGAGCCCGGUGCUCAAUGUUUUGUAAAUGGCAAACCAGUUGUCUCCUCGGAAGUAUUACACACAGGCUCACGUGUGAUUCUAGGCAAAUAUCACGUGUUUAGAUAUAAUGAUCCAAUCGAAGCCCGUCAAAGUCGACAAAAUUUAACAAAUUUGGCGCCUAGUGAAACAUUAGAUUGGAAAUAUGCUCAACAAGAACUGUUAGAGAAACAAGGCAUCGAUCUGAAAGCCGAAAUGGAGAAAAAAAUGCUCGAAAUGGAAUCACAAUACCGCCGGGAACGUGAAGAACUUGAAGUGAAAAUGAUGCGACAAACGAAGGAGUACGAAAUGCGUAUCGAGACAUUACAACGACAAGUUGAUUUGGCACAAAGCAUGAUUUCAUCUACGUGUUCCACGUGGGAUGGCGAACGCUUUCUUACAAGCAGCUUACUCAAUUUCGUGGCUGAGCCAGAGUGUAAAUGGACCCCAGAAGAGGAACGAAUUGCUCGUUGCACAGCAACGAAAUGGCGCUAUCAUCAGUUUACUUCAGUUCGGGACGAUCUGUGGGGAAAUGCAAUUUUCCUGAAGGAGGCGAACGCUAUUUCUGUUGAAUUACGAAAGAAGGUACAAUUCCAAUUUGUUUUAUUAACAGACACAAUGUAUAGUCCGUUACCGCCGGAUCUACUUUUACCUGGUGAAGAUUUGUCCUUGCGCCCAUAUCCAAAAACAGUUGUUGCGGUGCAGGUGCAAGACUUAAAGAAUGGUGCAAUGCAUUACUGGAGUAUCGAAAAACUAAAAAUGAGAUUGGAAGGUAUGCGUCGCUCCUACAAUGCCGAUAUAAGUGAUGCGUGUACUCCGGAUAGUCCCGAAGAGGAACAGCAUCAAUGUUGGCUUAGUGCUAUGCAAUUCAAUCCUGCGAGACUUAUACCUGACAGGCAACGUUUGGAGUCGAUGCGUGAAAUGUAUCAUAUGGAAGAGGGAUAUAGCUCUGAAAGUCCAGAAGAUCCAAUGAUCGAUGCAUUAAUGGGUACAGAUCCUUUUUAUGACCGUUUCCCGUGGUUUCGAAUGAUCGGAAGGGCUUUCGUUUAUUUAAAUAAUCUAGUGCAUAAUGUGCCUCUUGUGCAUAAAGUUGUGAUUGUCAAUGAAAGAGCCGAAGUCAAAGGUCAUCUUCGGGUUGCUAUAGAGCCUGUUCUGGAUGAUGAGAUGAAACCAUUGAAAGGUGUUAACCAGUCGGUAAAGUGUCACUUCCGUAAGGAAGACUUCACAAAGAGAGUUCAACCAACGAACACCACAUUAGAAUCAACAAAUGAGCGUUUCGUAGAAGGUAUUAAUACAAAAGAUGAUGAAAUGCAACAAAGCAUCGAAAAAAUGGACGAAGAAACUGUGCAUUAUCCAAAACACAUGCAACCUGAUAGAGAAUACUGUUUCCGUAUUACUAUUAUUGAAGCAUCUGACAUUUCCGAACAAUAUAGUGACGUGUUUUGCCAAUUCAAUUUCUUGCAUCGUCAUGAUGAAGCAUUCUCAACCGAACCAAUGAAAAAUACAACGAAAACUUCCUUAACGUUUGGUCAUGUUCAGAAUAUUCGAGUGGUCAUGUCGCCAACAUUUUUACAUUAUGUCAAUCAUUUCCCUAUCAUAUUCGAAGUUUUUGGUCAUUACAAGCCAUCUCUGCAGCAGUUUGUUUAUGAACGUCAGAACAGUUCCCUCGGGCGAAGAUUAUCAACAAAAUUAUCGUUCCAGCAACCAUCAUUAUUAAUCGCAACACCUGUUAGAAGUAAAAAAGCCACCAUCAUUCCAAACAAUCUGAGUCAAGUACGAUCGAAAUAUGAUCUACUUGUGUGGUUCGAAAUUUGUGAGCUUGGAAGCAAUGGUGAAUAUGUUCCAGCAACUGUAGACCAUGCCCAGGGUCUACUAACCCAUGGCAUAUUUCUGCUCCAUCAAGGGAUUCAACGACGGUUGAAAAUUACAAUAUGCCAUGAAAAAGGCGAUGAUGUAAAAUGGAAGGACUGUCAAGAAUUAGUAGUCGGUCGGAUACGAUCAACACCAGAAUGGAGUGGUGAAGAUGUCGACGUACUAUCUUUGGGACUAUUUCCAGGAACGUUCUUAGAAUUCUCGAUGGAUGACAGGGUGUUCUUCCAGUUUGAAGCAGCUUGGGACAGUUCACUGCAUAAUUCUCCUCUUCUUAAUAAAGUAUCAAACUAUGGUGAGCAAGUGUAUAUGACGUUAUCUGCCUACAUGGAACUAGAGAAUUGCACCCAACCAGCAGUGAUUACGAAGGAUCUUUGCAUGAUGAUUUAUGCCAGAGACUCGAAAAUCUCAGCCGCCAGCAGGUUACCAACAAUAGUCGCCCUAUACAAAUACGGCCUUAUUAUAUGCUUUUUAAGGUUUUGUCGGUCGUUGAUUGGUGGAAUAAGCAAAAGUCCAGAAAUGAAUCGUGUACCUGGCGUUUACGAACUUACUGUCAAGGAAGCUCUCGACAAAGGUAGUCCAGGUGCUGCACGGAGGCAACGUCGCGUACUGGAUACUUCGUCUGCGUACGUUCGAGGCGAAGAGAAUCUUGGCUUAUGGCGUCCACGUGGCGAUUCACUUAUAUUCGAACAUCAAUGGGAGUUGGAAAGAUUGACACGAUUGCAACAGGUAGAACGUGUUAGACUAUUUCUUCGUCUUCGAAACAAACUAAAGUCAGGAAAGAAGGUGGGAGAAGAAAACGAUAUUAAAACACCACUUUCCCCAACAAUACCAAAAUAUCCCAUUCCGACAACAUGCAAAUUAACAGAGAAGGAGGCAGGUCUGGCACAGAAAGUACUUCGUCUAAUCAAGCAGAGAAUACCAAUAAACAAAGAACCACCUACUGGAAAGGCAAUGGAUCAGAGUGACCAAACAUUAUCUUCAUUAGGAGACAGUAUCACAAGUCCUACUUCCGAUAGGAAUUUACUGGUUAAUUCUUCGCUAUCACUUGAAUUUUUGAAUAAAUUAAAGUCGAAAUCAAACCAAAAUCUGGUACUUAGUUCCAAUGAGACCGAUGAAGGCGUGCAGCGUUCAAUGAGUGGAAGUCGAAUCUCACAAAUGUCUCUAUUAGUUCCUGAGGUGACAGAAGAGCGUGUGGGAAUCGUUGUUUCCAAGAAAGGUUACAUGAAUUUCUUAGAAGAAAAGACGCAAGGCUGGGUAAAGCGAUGGGUGGUUGUGAGGAGGCCAUAUAUUCUAUUAUUUCGUGAUGACAGAGAUUUGGUAAUUCGUGGUAUAAUAAAUCUAGCAAAUGCACGAGUGGAAUAUUCGGAAGAUCAGCAAGCGAUGCUUAAGGUACCGAAUACCUUUUCAGUGUGCACAAAUCAUCGCGGUUUCUUGAUGCAGACGGUAGAUAAUCAAAUGUAUGAUUGGCUCUAUGCUAUCAAUCCGUUACUAGCAGGCCAGUUGCGAUCCAAGAAAGGAUCAGUGGGUAUCCCUCUAUGA
This is a messenger RNA of Brugia malayi, 4989 nucleotides long. RefSeq lists its product as uncharacterized. The record is from RefSeq and is a predicted model, not a curated record. The transcript is spliced from 34 exons. Gene Ontology annotation, biological process: microtubule-based movement. Lineage: Eukaryota; Metazoa; Nematoda; Chromadorea; Rhabditida; Onchocercidae. Bases 1 to 4989 code for a protein of 1662 amino acids. Gene Ontology annotation, molecular function: ATP binding; microtubule binding; microtubule motor activity.